This is a messenger RNA of Alosa sapidissima (American shad), 1925 nucleotides long. RefSeq names its product coagulation factor IX-like. The record is from RefSeq and is a predicted model, not a curated record. Gene Ontology annotation, cellular component: extracellular region. NCBI's taxonomy places the organism in Eukaryota, Metazoa, Chordata, Actinopteri, Clupeiformes, Clupeidae. Gene Ontology annotation, molecular function: calcium ion binding; serine-type endopeptidase activity. Gene Ontology annotation, biological process: proteolysis; blood coagulation. The transcript is spliced from 8 exons. The coding region runs from base 135 to 1685 and encodes 516 amino acids.
AGACGCUGUUCAGUUCAUUUCCACACAGCUGGACACAGAUACAAGUGAUGGCCUUAGGCAAUCAAAGUGCUUGUGCUCUUUAGAUUGUUUACUUGUGGAGCAAAUGAUCAUCUGUAUUCUUUUUUAACUGUUUUAUGCUCUUAAAAAGUAUGGGAAAGAUCUUUCUGUCCCUCCUUGUAGUCUCUCUUUUGGUGGAUAACUGGUUUACAUAUGGAGUGUCCGUGUUUAUGUCGCCCCAGGCGGCGAGUGCGGUUCUGCGGAGGCAGCGCCGGUACAACAGCGGGCACCUGGAGGAGGUGGUGCAGAGGGACAACCUGGAGCGGGAGUGCAUCGAGGAGAAGUGUAACUGGGAGGAGGCCAGGGAGGUGUUUGAGGACAACGCCAAAACGAUGGAGUUCUGGACUGGUUAUAUAGAUGGGGAUCAGUGCGAGUCCUCUCCUUGUCAGAACGGAGCAAGGUGUCAGGAUGGCUUGAGUUCCUACGUGUGUUGGUGUCCCUCUGGCUUUGGUGGCAAGAACUGUGAGAUAGAGAUUGCUCGUCAGUGUGAUGUGGAUAACGGCGGCUGCAUGCAGUUCUGUGUUGAAGACAAGGUGCGGGGGCCCACAUGUGCAUGUGCCCCUGGGUACCAGCGGGGGGCGGACAAGAUGACCUGCGAGCCACUAAGUCAAUACUCCUGUGGUCGAAUUGGCAAAACCAUAAAGGACAAACUAUCUGCAAGAUCUCUCACUGUUUCGGAAACAGUCGACCUAAACAAGAUGUCAUUCAACGGCCACAUCAACAUGUCCAUUCAAACACCCUCUGAGAACAACACCCUUGACCUCUUCAAUGACCUAGACCUCACCAAUGGCACAGCCAGUCCAGUAUCACUAGAGGUCAACAGCACCCAGCUGCCAGCAGUGGACAAUUGGACAAUUCCUCUCCAACAUAUCUCCUCGUCCAUAGACGAGCGCAUCGUUGGUGGAAACGAGGCUACCAGAGGGGCGAUUCCAUGGCAGGUGGCUAUAAUCAACAAAGCCACCAACACCGUGUUCUGCGGAGGAUCGCUACUGAGUGAUGUCUGGGUUGUCACCGCAGCCCACUGCAUAACUAAGAGCAAGGGACCUUUCUUCAGCCGACUUGGGGAACAUGACAAGCGCAAGAAUGAAAAAAGUGAGCGUGACCACGAGGUGGAUGAUGUCAUCCUCAACCCUCAUUACGACGCCAAGAAGAGCCUCUACAACCACGACAUCGCCCUGCUCCACCUCCAGACCCCCGUCAUCUUCUCCGACUACAUCAUCCCCAUCUGCCUGGGCACCAAUGGCUUCACCGAGUUCCUCCUGAGGAACGCCGCCACGUCCCUGGUCAGCGGUUGGGGCCAGGUGCGCUUCGGCGGCCGUGACUCGCCCACGCUGCAGAAGGUCCAGGUACCUUACGUGGACCGGACCGAGUGUAAGCGCAGCAGCAGUGACCACGUGUCCAACUUCAUGUUCUGUGCCGGCUACGACACCCUGGAGAAGGACGCGUGCCUGGGGGACAGCGGCGGCCCACACGCCUCCAUGUACAAGGACACCUGGUUCCUCACAGGCAUCGUCAGCUGGGGAGAGGAGUGCGCCAAGGAGGGCAAGUACGGCAUCUACACACGCAUCUCCAAGUACUUCCAAUGGAUCUCCGACGUCACAGGCUUGACUCUCGCCCCCACAAAUUGACCAAGGACCCAAACCAAAUGUGUCAAACAUAGGAAUGCAAAAUGUCAUAUUUGACACCGCUUUAGUUAAAGAAAUGUGCUGUGUCUUUAGGUAAACAAUGUGCAGGGUCAACGGUUGUGAAGGAUGCAUAAAGAAUUGUAAGCUUCCAAAGCAUUCCAUAGUCUGAUGAUAUUUAUUUAAUUCAAAAUGAUUCACUCAAGAGUAAGACAAAUAGACAAAUAAAGAUGUCCUCUCAAAAUA